AUGUCACUUUUAAGGGUUUAUGUUUUCUUAUCACGAUACAGAAAAUCUGACAUACAGCUCAUCACUGAAAUGGUAAAUGGCCUUGGAGCUCAACUGGGUGCAUGGGAGAAGUUCGAAGGUACUGAUGCUGGAGUUGUGUCCUACUUCUAUACGGCUUUCUACAAAACGUUUGUUGACAGUGGAAUGAGAGAUCACGCUCUUAGCCUGGCCAAGAAAUAUCCAGGAUUCCGAUUUUGGAUGACUGGCUAUUCACUUGGUGGUUCGUUGGCAUCGAUGACAUCUGUAUAUUUGGCGAAAAAAGGACUUGUUAACAAAGACCUUCUCCGACUUCUCACAUUCGGUGAACCACGUACUGGAAAUGUCGCGUUCGCAAGGGAAGUUGAAGAGAACGUACCUUUCCGAUAUCGAGUUGUCAAGAAAAAUGAUUUCGUGGCAAGUAUUCCAAGGUCAGCUGAUCCGGCAGCCUCUCUAAUCACAGCAACGGCUUUUGAACGACAGCCUUUGUUCUAUCGGUUUCUUGUUCAUUACAACAACAACAUGAAGAAGGGAGAUAAAUUCAAGGUUUGCGAGCUUUCCGACGAUUUUGGCUGCCGCAACACUAAUGUCGCAUUCGACAUGAGCGAUCACCUCUCAUACUUCCACGUGGACGCUGACGAGUUCAUCACAGAAAGAUGCAAUCGUAAUCUCCUGUUUUGA
Molecule: messenger RNA, 696 nt
Organism: Ostertagia ostertagi
Lineage: Eukaryota; Metazoa; Nematoda; Chromadorea; Rhabditida; Trichostrongylidae
Source: the annotation of a GenBank genome assembly